AUGAAGUUAUUCAAAGAAAAUGCGCUCAUUUCUUCAUCUUCAUUUUGCAUGUCUGCGAGGUCAAGGGUAAAUGUUCGGGUAAAGUAUACAAAUUAUUCUAACAAAUCUGAAGACAUUUCUGAGCCUUUGCUAAUUAGAUCAACUAAAAAAAAAACAGAUGUGUAUAUUAAUUUAACCAAUGAUAAUAAUGAAAAUAAGAAAAAGCCAGAUGGAACGACGGUUCUUAACAAUAAUGUGGCACGACGAUUAGUGUUAGUCAAUGAUAACGAAAAUGAUAUUUAUACAUUUGUGAAAGCCAUCACAUUACCUCUAAAUAACACGAAUGAUAUCAAGGAGACACUUUAUUACAGGAGUGAAGAUCCUGCCCGAAAAAACUUUGAUCAAACAAAGCCACGUGAUAAACUUGGAGUUGGAAUAAAUUAUGGUGUCUGCUGGGUAUAUAAUUGGGAGACCAUCAACUUAAAGGGGAUGAUCCGCUUCCCGGCGAUUAUGAUAUAUGGAUGCGUGCGUACUUUGCUCCGAUAA
Funneliformis mosseae is the source of this 525-nucleotide messenger RNA. The record is from the annotation of a GenBank genome assembly. NCBI's taxonomy places the organism in Eukaryota, Fungi, Glomeromycota, Glomeromycetes, Glomerales, Glomeraceae.